Messenger RNA from Trichomonas vaginalis G3, 3558 nucleotides. RefSeq names its product sister chromatid cohesion. The transcript has a single exon. Gene Ontology annotation, cellular component: chromosome; cohesin complex; nucleus. The record is from RefSeq and is a predicted model, not a curated record. Lineage: Eukaryota; Parabasalia; Trichomonadida; Trichomonadidae. Gene Ontology annotation, biological process: sister chromatid cohesion. Gene Ontology annotation, molecular function: DNA binding; ATP binding; protein binding. Bases 1 to 3558 code for a protein of 1185 amino acids.
AUGGGAAAACUGAAGCUAGCUCGCAUUGAGCUUGAGAACUUCAAGUCUUUCCGAGGACCUCAUACAAUCGGCCCCUUCCUUCCUUUUUCAGGUAUUGUUGGUCCAAACGGUGCUGGCAAAAGUAACGUAUUAGAUUCUUUGGCUUUUUCACUAUUUUUGGAUCCAAAUCCACGUAGUACCAACUAUAUUUACAAAGAUCCGACAGAUACAAGCGCCAAAUUCUGCUUUGUCCGUACAGUAUUUACAGAAGGCAAAAAAGAGAUCAGCUUUGAGCGCAGACUUGAUGAGAAGGAGACAUAUUUUGUAAAUGGUGAGGAAAAGGACCCAGAAGAGUACGUUAAAAUCAUUCGCGACUACAAGAUUACCCCACUUUGUUUCAUAAAGCAACAAGAGAUCGAUGCCAUCGCUCGUAAGACACCACAAGAACUUACAGCUCUCUUCGAACAGUACAGUGGAAGCUGCGACUGCAUUGAAGAUUACGAAGAAAACAGAAUUGGUUUCGAAUCAGCCCAAGAAGCUGUAGCUCUUCUUGAAAAGCGUCGUCGUACAGCUGCUGCUGAAAAGCAUCACAUCUCAGAGCGUCAGCGUGAAGCAGACAAAUACAACACUUUGGCCAGUGAUGAAAAGAAGAUUCAGCUUGAAAUGUCUCUUUUCCAGCUCUACCAUCUCAACAAGAAGAUUGAGCACGGAAAGGCUGAAUGCGAAGAACUCGAAGAGAACAGAAACAAUUUAUUACCAAAGAUCGAAGAAAACCAAACAUCUCGUAAAGAUCUUCAAGUACAAAGCAACGAGUUGGUUGAUAAGCUCGCUACAGUCGACAACAGUCUCCAGAACUCAGAACAAGACUUGAGAAACAUCAGAGCUGAAUUAACACGUGAAGAAGAGAGAAAGGCUCACUAUGAACGCUCAAUUGAAGACACAAACAUGAAGAUUGAAUCGAACCAGAAUGCCAGCAACCUUUGGAAGAAGAGACUCGAAGAUUAUGAGAAAGAAUCUCAAGAUAUCGAAAAGGAAAUUGCUGAACUCCCAGAUCCAGGUGAUCUCCGUGAAGAUAUCAAGAAGUACAACUCCAUCCGCGCUCAAGCUAACAAGCAAUACUCAGAUCUUGCAAAUUCUUUAUCUGAUGCCACAAAAGAACGCGACCUAAUUCAGAAUGAAGUCGACCAGAUGCAGAAAGAUAGAGAAACACAAGAGGAAUCACUCACAAGAACAAGAGAUACCCUUUCUAAGAUCGAAGAAGACACAAAGAAGAACAACUCACUCCGCCAGACAGUUGUUACACGUAAAAACGAGUUAGACAGCCAACUCAAGAUGAUGAGAGUUUCAGAUACAAACGACAAAGAUAAUCAGAAGAAAUUAACUGAAAAACUCUCAGAAAUCGAGAAGAAAUACGAUGAUUUACGUCGUGCUCAAGGCACUGCCAAGCAUAAAGAGCGUUUCCUCAAGGCAAUUACAGCUUUGCAACGUUUAAUUCCUGGAGUUUACGGAACUCUCGGCCAAUUAUGCAAACCAGCGAAGUCUACAUACGAAAAAGCCUUCUUAAAUGGUCUUGCUGAUUGGAUUGACGCAUUAGUUGUCAAAGACAGACAAGUUGGUCAGAGAUGCUUGGAGUAUUUCAAGGAACAAGGUGCAGGAAAACUUCUUGUCAUUCCUUUGAAAGGUUUACCAACACCACAAAGGAAGAAUUUAACAGGAAUCACUUAUUUGGCCAAAAUCAUCACUGUUUCUAACGCUGAAUACCAGCCAGCAGUUGAUUACGCUUGUGGAAACAUUGUUCUUGCAAAAGACUUCGACCAAGCUCAGGAUUACGCUUUCAAUCGUGGUUUGAACUGUGUAACAGCUGAAGGAACAACCUUUGAUAAGAAUGGUAUCAUUACAACAGGAAGUUCAAGAGAAAACACAACAUUUGCAAUUUCAAGUAUUCAAGAUCUUGAGAAACAGAAGACAAAGAUCGAAAGAGAACUCCAAGAAACAUCAGAAAGAAUCGAAAUCAGAAGAAACGAGUUCAACAGACUUGAAGAAGAAUUAGGAACAGUAAUGUUACAAAUCGAAGGCUUCAACAGAAAACUCAGUGAAUUGAGUGAAAACAAGAAACUUUAUGAUUCAAAUCUUAGAACAAUCCAAAGAGGAAUCAAAGAAUUGAACCAAUCAACAGAAGAAAAGAAGAAAUCUCUUGAAACAGCACAAGCCAAAUACGAAGAACUCGCAAAGAAACAAGCUGCUUUAGACAAGAAAUUGUUCGCCGACAUUGUUCUGAAGACUGGACAAUCAAUUCAGGAAAUUGAGUCAACAUAUCACAGAAGAACUAUGUUAGAAAACAGAUUGGAAUAUAUCAAAUCAGUAAUUCCUAAUGAGCAAAACGAUGAUCCACAAAAGGUCAUUGACGAACUCAACCAGAGAUUGCAAGAAUACAAGGAAUCAAAUGAACAAUCACAGAAGAACAUCGAUGAAUUAAAACAGCGCGAAGAAGAAUCAAAGAAGAAAGUCAACAAAUACAAAGAUGAGUUGACACAAUUACACGAAGAAGAUGAAAGAAUGAGAGAAGAACUCAAAGAACUCAACAGAACAAUCAGAUCUCAACAAGAAGAUCUUGAAGGAAUCAAUAACUCAUUCAAUGAAUACGAUCACGAUGUCAGAACUGCAACACAGCAAUUAUCAAUGGUUUUCCAGAGAUGCUUGCUCGAUAACGUCGAAUUACCACAUAACGGUGAUUACAGGAAAGAAAUCACAAGCACAUUGUCAACAGAUUCACAAGCAGUUGAAGAUCUUGAACAGGUAAAGACCAUUGAUUUCAAGAGUUUGUCAAGUGCAAGUAAAUCUGUCAAAUGGGAGAAAUUCAAUGAAACUGUUGAUCGCUAUGAAAAAGACCUGGCAAAAGUCAGAGCAGAGAUUUCUCAGAUCCAUCCUGACUUGAGAAGUGAAGAUAAGGCUAAAGGUGUUGAAGAGGAACUCGAGAAGAUGAAGAACGAGUCAGAUCAAAUGGCCAAAGAAGCUAAAGACAAGAAGAAGAAAUUCAAUGAAAUGAGAGAAGAAAGAAGAACUAAAUUCAUGGAAUUAUAUGAUGCUUUGGAUGAAACAAUUAAUCCUAUUUACCAGAUGUUCACGAGAAGAGGAUCUCACAAUGAACACUCAGGUGUUGCAUAUUUAGCCAUGGAAGAUACCGAUGAGCCAUAUUUGGGAGGCAUCAAAUAUACAGCAAUGCCACCACACAAGAGAUUUAGAGAUCUCGAACAAUUGAGUGGUGGUGAGAAGGCUGUUGCUUCUCUCGCUUUAGUUGUCGCUUUACAGAAAUUCUUAGAUGCUCCUUUCAUAAUUCUCGAUGAACCUGAUGCAUCACUCGAUAAGAUUAACUUGAAGGCGGCUGCUAUGGCAUUAAGAGAACUGUCCGAGGAAGAGGAUGGUUCCCAAAUUAUCUGUGUCUCCCUUCGCGAUAGAUUCUUUGAAUUCGCUGACUCGCUUGCAGGCGUAUUCAAAGAAAUACAGACAACGUCUUCUGGUGUUCUCACAAUCAACUUGACACAAUUCAGAGAACAAUCUUUGAAGAUGGACGAAAUAUAA